Mandrillus leucophaeus (drill) is the source of this 3321-nucleotide messenger RNA. It is a transcript of the gene QRICH1, whose product is annotated as glutamine-rich 1. The coding region runs from base 463 to 2796 and encodes 777 amino acids. NCBI's taxonomy places the organism in Eukaryota, Metazoa, Chordata, Mammalia, Primates, Cercopithecidae. The transcript is spliced from 11 exons. The record is from RefSeq and is a predicted model, not a curated record.
GUGCGCGUUCCCGGCCCAGAUAUCUUUCCUCUAGGAGCUGUGGCCCGUGGGCAAGAGCGGCUUUCCGUGGCGCGCGCCCUUCACAACCCCCCCAGUUUUGGGGCGCGCGCUCUGAUGUUGGGUGGCGGUGCCGCCUCGAGAGCGCGCAGGAGGCUUCUGCUGAGCAGAGGGCCGGCCGAGGCUCGUUGUGCGGGGAAGGUUGAGGAUUGGGUCCUUUCUGGUCUGGUGACGUUCCCGGGCAUCCGUGGCCUCGGCCUGGAAAGAAACCAACCAGCUUUGCUGUCUGGCUUGCGGCUCCACUCCUCUGUGAGCGGGGCGAGAUUGCCCGUUCUCCUCAAAGAAUGCCGUUACUUGAGGCCCAAGUACGGUGUGGGUGCUUGGAAUAUUAGAAGUCUUAAGAACUCAGGACAAGCAGCAGAAAUACAUGCAACAUGGUGACUGGAACCCUAAGGACUCUGCAAUAUGAAUAAUUCCCUGGAGAACACCAUCUCCUUUGAAGAGUACAUCCGAGUAAAGGCACGGUCUGUCCCGCAACACAGGAUGAAGGAAUUUCUGGACUCACUGGCCUCUAAGGGGCCAGAAGCCCUUCAGGAGUUCCAGCAGACAGCCACCACUACCAUGGUGUACCAACAGGGUGGGAACUGCAUAUACACAGACAGCACCGAAGUGGCUGGGUCUUUGCUUGAACUUGCCUGUCCAGUCACCACCAGUGUUCAGCCACAAACCCAGCAAGAACAGCAGAUCCAGGUUCAGCAGCCACAGCAGGUUCAGGUCCAGGUGCAGGUACAGCAGUCUCCGCAACAGGUCUCGGCUCAGCAGCUCUCCCCACAGCUCACCGUUCACCAGCCUACUGAGCAACCCAUCCAGGUCCAGGUGCAGAUCCAAGGCCAGGCACCACAGUCAGCAGCCCCCUCCAUUCAGACCCCGUCUCUGCAGAGUCCCAGUCCCUCGCAGCUGCAAGCAGCUCAGAUCCAGGUGCAGCACGUGCAAGCGGCCCAGCAGAUCCAGGCUGCAGAAAUCCCGGAGGAGCACAUCCCACAUCAGCAAAUCCAGGCUCAGCUGGUGGCUGGCCAGUCUCUUGCUGGUGGUCAGCAGAUCCAAAUCCAGACCGUGGGUGCCCUUUCCCCACCACCAUCCCAGCAGGGCUCACCCCGGGAAGGGGAGCGGCGGGUUGGCACAGCCAGUGUCCUCCAGCCAGUGAAGAAGCGCAAAGUGGACAUGCCCAUCACUGUGUCCUACGCCAUCUCAGGGCAGCCGGUGGCCACCGUGCUGGCCAUUCCACAGGGCCAGCAGCAGAGUUAUGUGUCUUUGAGGCCAGACUUACUGACAGUAGACAGUGCCCACCUGUACAGUGCCACUGGGACCAUUACUAGCCCUACAGGAGAAACCUGGACCAUCCCUGUUUAUUCUGCCCAGCCCCGGGGGGACCCUCAGCAGCAGAGCAUUACCCACAUUGCCAUUCCCCAGGAAGCCUACAACGCAGUUCACGUCAGUGGCUCACCCACGGCCCUGGCAGCUGUUAAGCUGGAGGAUGACAAGGAGAAGAUGGUGGGCACCACAUCUGUAGUGAAAAACUCCCAUGAAGAGGUAGUGCAGACCCUUGCAAACUCUCUCUUUCCAGCACAGUUCAUGAAUGGCAACAUCCACAUUCCAGUGGCUGUGCAGGCUGUGGCAGGCACUUACCAGAAUACGGCUCAAACUGUCCAUAUAUGGGACCCCCAACAGCAGCCGCAGCAGCAAACUCCCCAGGAACAGACACCACCACCACAGCAGCAGCAGCAGCAGCUCCAGGUUACUUGUUCAGCUCAAACUGUCCAGGUUGCUGAAGUUGAACCACAGUCACAGCCACAGCCUUCCCCAGAACUUCUGCUUCCAAAUUCUUUGAAGCCAGAAGAAGGGCUUGAAGUAUGGAAAAACUGGGCCCAGACCAAGAAUGCUGAAUUAGAGAAGGAUGCUCAGAACAGAUUGGCACCCAUUGGGAGGCGCCAACUGCUGCGAUUCCAGGAAGAUCUCAUCUCCUCUGCUGUGGCAGAGUUGAAUUAUGGGCUCUGUCUAAUGACACGGGAAGCUCGAAAUGGAGAAGGUGAACCCUAUGACCCAGAUGUGCUCUACUAUAUUUUCCUGUGUAUUCAAAAGUAUCUUUUUGAAAAUGGAAGGGUAGAUGACAUUUUCUCCGAUCUUUAUUAUGUUCGGUUCACGGAGUGGCUACAUGAAGUUCUGAAGGAUGUUCAGCCCCGGGUCACUCCACUUGGCUAUGUCUUGCCCAGCCACGUGACUGAGGAGAUGCUGUGGGAGUGCAAGCAGCUUGGGGCUCACUCCCCCUCCACCUUGCUGACCACCCUCAUGUUCUUUAAUACCAAGUACUUCCUAUUGAAGACAGUGGACCAGCACAUGAAGCUGGCCUUCUCCAAGGUCUUGCGACAGACAAAGAAGAACCCCUCUAAUCCCAAGGAUAAAAGCACGAGUAUCCGGUACUUGAAGGCCCUUGGAAUACACCAGACUGGCCAGAAAGUUACAGAUGACAUGUAUGCAGAACAGACGGAAAAUCCAGAGAAUCCAUUGAGAUGUCCCAUCAAGCUCUAUGAUUUCUACCUCUUCAAAUGCCCCCAGAGUGUGAAAGGCCGGAAUGACACCUUUUACCUGACACCUGAGCCGGUGGUGGCCCCCAACAGCCCAAUCUGGUACUCAGUCCAGCCUAUCAGCAGAGAGCAGAUGGGACAAAUGCUGACCCGGAUCCUGGUGAUAAGAGAAAUUCAGGAGGCCAUCGCAGUGGCCAAUGCAAGCACUAUGCACUGAGAUGCCUUGGCCAUAGUGCAAGAGAAAGCAGCCAGGAAAAACCAGAGAGACUUUCACACUAAAGAAGAGGCCUCCAUUUUUUCUUUUUUCUUUUUUUUAUUGGUGUAGUUAUGAAGCCUUUCAGGCUGCUUCUGUUUAAAAUGUAAAAGAAAACUUUGCCCCCUUUGCAUCUUCAUAAACCUGCUGCGGCAGACUCCUCAGCCGAUGGUGGCUCUGGGUUUCCUUGAGAUCAUAUGUCCUAGAAAGUUGCUGACUGACUCUUUUUUUGUCUGGGGCCUGGGGAAAGGGCUUGGACUGUUAAAUGUGGCCCCUUUCCAUCUUCAAGAGAGAUGGAAUUAAUGAUGAAUGGACCCUGCAAGGGAAUCUCCCCAGCUGACUUCCACUGGGCUGACAGACUUUGCUGACCACAGGGGAACGAUGUUCUUUUCUUUCUUCAUGCUCAAACAUAAACUUAGCAUCUUAAUGGAAGAAAAAUGAGGGGAACUUCAAUUAUGAUUUAUUAAAGACAAUUUCUAUUACACCCUC